CUCACGCUCAUCCUUCAGUCGUCAGGUGAGGCUGAAAGCAGAGAUUCUACCAGGUAUUGCUACUUGAAUUGAAACUGAGCUCCCAGUGCUGUUAGUAAUGGCUGAGAAGACAGAAGGAAAGUCAUCUCCAUUUAGCCUGUCAUUCACCUCUCCCAAAUGUGAAUCUAACCUCCUGUCCUCACCCGAGAAAGGAAAGGCAAUAAUUGCACCUCCAACAUUUGUUAUAUCUCCAAGUGGAAAUGCCUGUCGUGGGUCAGAGGAAUCUCCAUGGAGGCAGCUGGACUGGUCUGCAGGAAGGACUCUGGUAGAAACCAUUCGCUCAUAUGAGCCGGCCCUUGGCUCAGUUCCUGCUGCUCGAGUUCUUCUGGUUGGUCCGGUCGGAGUUGGCAAGUCCAGUUUCAUCAACUCCAUUCAGUCCGUGUUCUAUGGACGCGUUGUGAACCGGGCCAUUGUGGGAACAUCUAUCAACUCAUCUGUCAGCUUCACCAAGCAGCUGCAGUCGUUUCAGCUGUUCAGCAGCAGGGAGCGAGAUGGAGAGAGGAUGGCUCUGGUCCUGUCUGACAUGGUGGGACUCGGGGAGAACAACAGCCUCACGCUUCACGACAUUCUGGCCGUCAUCAAGGGGCACGUUCCAGAGGGACACACGUUCAGUGCCUGCUGUCCUGUAGUGUCGGACACACCAGGCUAUGUGAAGGAGCCCUCCCUUGCAGAGAAGGUCCACUGUGUGGUCUUUGUGGUCAGCGCGGCAGAGAUCUCCUCCUACUCUGAAAACAUGAAGUCCACCUUCCACCAGCUCAGAGAGCACAUCAGCGCACUGGGUGUACAGCAGGUGGCACUGUUGACUCAUGUGGAUAAAGUCUGUGCCAAACCCAGUGAUGUCUCCCAGGUGUACAAUGGCUCACUUUUGAAACAAGAGAUGCUGAAGGCCGGUGCUCUGCUGGGCAUGCCCCUGUCCUCCAUGGUGCCGGUGAAGAACUACUCUGAGGAGCUGGAGCUGGAGCCACACACAGACACGCUGCUGCUCACAGCGCUGGAGCACGUGCUGCUGAGUGUUGACCUCUACCUCAGAGACCACCCAGACAGAGCCGCCAGUUCUGCCUCUGCAAGUUCGUAGAGGAACAAAAUAAAGCAUCUACAUUUUCUUACAGCUUCAU
Molecule: messenger RNA, 1154 nt
Organism: Sardina pilchardus (European sardine)
Lineage: Eukaryota; Metazoa; Chordata; Actinopteri; Clupeiformes; Clupeidae
Product: interferon-induced protein 44-like
Exons: 8
Coding region: 98-1114 (338 amino acids)
Biological process (GO): immune response
Source: RefSeq, a predicted model, not a curated record